Messenger RNA from Scutellospora calospora, 704 nucleotides. The record is from the annotation of a GenBank genome assembly. NCBI's taxonomy places the organism in Eukaryota, Fungi, Glomeromycota, Glomeromycetes, Diversisporales, Gigasporaceae.
CUAAAGCCGAUAAACAAAUUAUGAGUAUUGGUGAUACAGAUUGUUUAGUCAAAUCUGACUUUGAAGUUAAUUACAAUAAACAGUAUUUAGAUACACCAAAAGAAGUUACUGAUAGGAAUAUAAUAAUUAAUAUUCUCAUGAUGGAUUAUGCCAGUCAUCAAAGUUAUACUUUUGUAAUCAAGGCUAUAUUUCCAAAUAAUAAUAGCCAGUUUAAGUAUUUAAAUAAUUUUGUUUGGUCAGAUAAAUCUGUAUUAUUUGUUGUAGGAUGGAUAGAGAUUAUACAAGAAAAGUUAUAUAUGUAUACUAUUAAUAUUUCUUUUAUUAAUGUUAGUUCAGCAGUUAAGAGAAAAGUUUUUAAUCUGAAAAGUUCUCAAUCCACACUAGCAUCAUAUAGAUCAAUUCAAUCUAGAUUUUUAACUAUUCAUCAAAAUACUACUAAAGAGACAGUUAAAGAUGCUAAGAUUGGGAGUUCAAAUCAAUGUAAUAAGAUGAGUAGACCAAUGAUAGAUUCGACUAUUACAGAUUUUUACUCAAAUAAAUAUGUAAAGAUAGAUGAUAAAAAAGUCGAUCAUAUUGAACAUAUUGAUUUUUAUAAUAAAAGACUAUUUACAGAUAAUUACAAUAAAGAAGGUAUGAAUAAAAGAGCUGAAUGUGAAAGAAAUACUGUUCUUAAUAAUGAAAUAAUGAAGCAUAGCUAUGAGUGA